Oncorhynchus mykiss (rainbow trout) is the source of this 2611-nucleotide messenger RNA. Its product is annotated as GTPase IMAP family member 9. Lineage: Eukaryota; Metazoa; Chordata; Actinopteri; Salmoniformes; Salmonidae. The record is from RefSeq and is a predicted model, not a curated record. Gene Ontology annotation, molecular function: GTP binding.
CCCUUUUUGGUUACUACAUGAUUCCAUGUGUGUUAUUUCAUAGUUUUUAUGUCUUUAUUAUUUAUCUACAAAGUAGCAAAUAGUAAAAAGAAAGAAAGAUCUUGGAAUGAUAGUUCUUCCACUAAAUUCAUUUUUGUACAUUUUUCAGUAGACAUUGUUUAAAGUAGCCCUUGUUCAGCAGGUUAUGUUGUUUGUUCAACUUUGAUUUAAAUUGUUUUUGUUUGGCAUAUAUUUUCUAAGUGAAAAAAACGGAGUCAAAGCGUAGUUCUGUUUCUGUGGAAUUGCCCCUCUGGAAAUGACUUUUUCUCUUCGCAUGAAACUGUGAGGUUGUAUCCUAACCUGUAAAUAAAUAUAAGCCUGACCAAGCCAAAUUCUAGCGCAUUCCAAGCUUCUCGUAGAUGGUGUUGAUUCAAAUCUGGUUGUUUUUCCCCAUACUAAAAGUGAACCCAUGGCUUUAUGGUUGGAUUAUCCUUGGUAAAAUAGAAGAGCAGACAAGCAAGGAGGACAAUGAUGUCUGUAUCCAGUUUCUUAAAGUCAGAGAACUUACAUGGAAGUUGGUUCUCUCCCCAACAUUCUUUCAGAUGCCUUUUCCUUGCUUCUCUCUCGUAGAUUUUUUUUUUUUAGAGAUCUUCUCUCUAUGUGUCCCACACAAUAUCGAUUACAUUACACUUUUUCAACUGGUGCUCUACCCAAGGCAGCAAGAGACUGCUGCCAUAUUUGCCUAAUGUGGAAACUUAGUCUGUAGGCUUAUUUAGGAAGUUACCUGUAGAUAAUGUCAUUGUUAAUUUGCUUAGAGUUUGUAUUUUAUAGACCAAUAAUGUAAGUCUAAGAAACAAUGUGAGACUGAAAAUAUAGCAUUAGUAGCUGUUCUAUAAGAUGCCCAAACAGAAAGAACAUCAACAUCACAUUUCUCUCUACAUUAGCAACAUUUCCUUCUGAUCCAAAAGAGACCUGGAUUGCUCUGGUUGGGAACACUAGACCUGGUAAGAGCUUGACAGCAUUCCAAAACCCAAACAUGACUGCUGAGUACUUUGUCUUAAUUUCACUGUACAAUACAGUGAUGGAAACUGAUUUGGGCUGUUCUACCUUUUUUAUUUGAUUUUUGUUACGGGUUACCACAAUUAUCAUUCCAGACAAGGAAUGGGCUAAAUUACAGCGUCAUUUGUGUGCUUGUCAGAACACUACUGUUAAUCUCCAUACGUUUAAUAUUUCUCCACUUCCCAGUUUUGUCGGUGCAACAACCAUAAGUCUGAUAUGCCUAGUUGUGUCUUUGAAAAUAAAUACAUGUGAUGAAGCAUUUUCAUCUCAGCUAUGUCCUCUGCAGUGUUGAUUAGUUGCUGAAUACAACUGACUUGUGAUGUUUUAAUUUCACCCAGUUCAUGGGCCUCCCAUGAACAGUGAACAGCUGAUUUUACAACAAAAACACUAUACAGCAACAACUUUCCCUUAUUAUCCAAGAGAGAACCGGAUUGUGCUGGUGGGGAAGACUGGAGCUGGGAAGAGUGCAGCAGGAAACACCAUCCUGGGGAAGAAAGUGUUAAAAUCACAUUCACAUUCCAACUCUGUGACUAAAGACUUUGAUAAGGAAAGAGAGAUGGUGUGUGGGCAACGUGUGGCUGUUAUUGACACCCCAGUGUUUGACACAAAGUUUACACAGGAGGAAGCAAUAGAAAAUAUCACAAUGUGCGUCAACCUCUCUUCUCCUGGUCCCCAUGUGUUCCUGAUUGUGAUCAAGCUGGGAAGAUUCACUGAAGAAGAGCAGAAAGCAGUGCAAAUGAUUCCACUCUUCAGUGCUGAAGCAUCAAAAUACACAAUUGUUCUCUUCACACAUGGAAACCUCCUUGAGGAUGUAACGAUUAAAGAAUUAGUGUCUGGAACACAAAAUGUAGUAAGCUUAGUUGACCAAUGCAAGGAGGGAUUUCAUGUCUCCAACAACAAAGAUAAGAGUCGCUCCCAGGUCACUGAGCUGCUUGAGAAGAUAAACAAGAUGGUGAAGAUGAAUGGAGGAAGCCACUACACCACGGAGAUGUUCCAGGAGGCUGAGAGAGCGAUUGAAGAGGAGAAGAACAGGAUCCUUGGAGAGAACAAAGAGAAGAGAAACAGAGAGGAUGAGAAACUGAAUAAUUUUUUUGAAGGAGAGGCUCUGGAGAAAGCAAGAAAGGAGCUGAGAGAAAAACAUGAAAGAGAGGCUCGAGAGAAAGCUGAAAGAAAUACAGCUGGGCGUUAUCUUGCUGUUGUAGGUUCUGCUGCUGCAGGUGGAGCUGCUAUUGGAGCUGCUAUUGCAUUACCAGUUGGUGCAGCAGUGGGUGCAAUAGUAGGAGGUGUAGCAGGAGCAAUAGAGGUGUUUUUGAAACCAAUGUUUGCUGUAUAUGAUACAAAAUAAUUUAUUUGACUUGACUGCUUAGAUAUUCAACGUAAUUGGACAUGGAUAUCAGUACAUCUUCUGACUUUUCGCUUAGUGUCUCUUCAUCUUGCCUGUUCCAGGGUUGACGGUCAAACAACUUCCACCAUCUGUAACUACUGCUGUAAACAGACUAAUUGACUUGAACAUGUUUUAAUAUGUUUAGAUCGAAUGAUCUAUGUGAAAUGGUAUUGGCCAGAGGGAAGUAAG